UCUUCCUUUGUUCGGUCUAUGUCCCGAUGUGCACAGAGAAGAUUAACAUCCCCAUAGGUCCCUGCGGUGGCAUGUGCCUCUCUGUCAAAAGAAGAUGCGAACCCGUUUUAAAAGAAUUUGGAUUUGCCUGGCCGGACAGCUUAAACUGCAGCAAAUUCCCACCCCAGAAUGAUCACAACCACAUGUGCAUGGAGGGCCCAGGAGACGAAGAGGUUCCCCUUCAUAGCAAGACCUCCUUGCAGCCUGGAGAAGAGUGCCACAGCAUGGGAUCUAACUCGGAUCAGUACAUCUGGGUGAAGAGAAGCUUGAACUGCGUCCUGAAGUGCGGCUACGACGCUGGUCUCUACAGCAGGUCAGCUAAGGAAUUCACAGAUAUCUGGAUGGCCGUGUGGGCCAGUCUUUGCUUCAUCUCAACUGCCUUCACAGUCCUGACCUUCCUGAUUGAUUCAUCCAGAUUUUCCUACCCGGAGCGCCCAAUCAUAUUUUUGAGCAUGUGCUACAAUAUUUAUAGCAUUGCUUAUAUUGUGAGGCUAACUGUGGGCCGGGAAAGGAUAUCCUGUGAUUUUGAAGAGGCAGCAGAACCUGUUCUUAUCCAAGAAGGUCUUAAGAACACAGGAUGUGCUAUAAUUUUCUUGCUGAUGUAUUUUUUCGGGAUGGCUAGCUCCAUCUGGUGGGUUAUUCUGACAUUGACGUGGUUUCUGGCUGCAGGACUCAAGUGGGGCCAUGAAGCUAUAGAAAUGCACAGCUCUUAUUUCCAUAUUGCAGCCUGGGCUAUCCCCGCUGUGAAGACCAUAGUCAUUUUGAUUAUGAGACUAGUAGACGCAGACGAGCUCACCGGUCUGUGCUACGUUGGGAACCAGAACCUAGAUGCGCUGACAGGCUUUGUCGUCGCUCCGCUUUUUACCUACCUGGUCAUUGGGACUUUAUUCAUUGCAGCGGGACUCGUGGCCUUAUUUAAAAUCAGGUCUAAUCUCCAGAAAGAUGGAACUAAAACCGACAAACUGGAAAGACUGAUGGUCAAAAUCGGUGUCUUUUCAGUGCUGUACACCGUCCCAGCAACGUGUGUCAUCGCCUGUUAUUUCUACGAAAUCUCCAACUGGGCUGUUUUCCGCUAUUCGGCAGAUGAUUCCAAUAUGGCAGUGGAGAUGCUGAAAAUCUUCAUGUCCCUCCUGGUGGGUAUAACAUCAGGUAUGUGGAUCUGGUCAGCCAAAACUCUGCACACGUGGCAGAAGUGCUCGAACAGACUGGUGAACUCAGGGAAAGUGAAACAGGAGAAGAGAGCAGAUGGUUGGGUGAAACCUGGGAAAGGGAACGAGACCGUGGUAUGAGAAAAGGACAACACCCCGACGGUCUGACUGCUCUCCCGUGAAGGACUGAUCGUGUGUAAGCAUUGCCGUGUAAAGGCUGGGAGUAGAGUAGGGAGACGGUUACACAACCUGUCUCUGGGGGAUGGAAAAAAAAGCCUUAAAGGAUAAACAGCAAAAAGAUCAUGCUGCAGAUACAAUAGCCAUAAACCAUACUGCCCAAAAUAGGAAAGCCCAGGGAGGCUUUAAAAGCUGUGAAAUAUCCAAACACGUUAUCUUCCUUUUUUUUUUGAAGCAGGAUGCAAUAUACUGAAGUCUUUAGAAGCUGAGGGACUGUAGCCCACAGCUGUGGGAUGUUGUUUUCUUUUCAUCAUCUUAUAGCUGAUGGAGGAAAGGCGGUCCGGGGCCAAAUUCUGGGCUGAUUUUUAGGGUCCAGUUAUCAGAAGAUGGAGUACCCAGGACGUCAGUUAGAUGUCUUCUUUCUGAGUUCAGCAUCGUGAAGGAAGCGCCUGACGAAGGUUGUGUCUUUGUGCCCUGGGGAAUUCUGUUGCUCCCAUACGCUGCACAAGCCAGCCAAGGAUCAGGUCCCUAGCAAAUACCAAGUGGACUUUCCAGGUCUGAGAGUUACCCAUUCUGAGUAGGAUUUAGUGAGGUAUUAGUGAGGAGGAUUCUUUAAGUCAUCUGAUGGUCUAAUAAUAAUUUUGACACAUUUACUGUCUGUAACCUGGUCUGAACUGAGAGUUGACUCUGCCUUGAGCAGGAAUUUGGACCUCCCUAGGUCCCUUCCCACCGAAUUAUUCUGUGGUUCAGUCAAUAUUUCUUAUUUUUUAAAAGCUUUACUCAAGGCCAUUGUCAGAAGUAGAGGAGUCAGUGGGAGCUGGGAACUGUGUAUGGUCUUCUGCAUCGAUUAUCGUUAUCAGCCUGCCUCCGUUCCUGUCCCUUCAGGUGCUCCUGCUAUUUCCAGUGGACUACUUUAUUCUACUGCAUUUAAUAGCUUUAAAUAAAGUCUUACAUUAUAGUGUUCCUUCCUCCAGGAAAGAGAAAAAUGAGUUGAGGGUCUCUUCAAACAAUGCCAGUUUUCUCCAAGUAAACUUAUCUGGCUCUCUCUGGAGACACAUUGCAUGAAGCAAUUAAGUCUUAAUAUAUUUCAUUCAGUGCGAUGGUAUCUCUGCAGACGCCAGUCUGGGGAGAAGCAAAAUGUUAAGUUCCUUGGCAACCUCAUGUUCACACAGAUCAGUUGUAUAAUUAUGUGUUUCAGUUACAAUUAAAGGAACAUUCUCAGCCCAUGACAUCGCAGUACAGCUGACUGCCUCACGACGUUGCUCCAAUUGCUCACUGACAGCUACGGAGAUUUUUUUUAACGUAUAUUUACAUGCAGAAUGUGAGCAGGCAUUCAGUCCUCAGGAAUGACGAGACAUUUCCAGUUUUUGUAAAGGGAUCCCAAGAGAAGAGAUCCAACUUCUUCAUGAAUAAUGUUGUUUCGUAGCACCUGUCGAGUUUUCUUACCCUUUCAUUUGAGGAGGCAUCAGCUUGUGCUCGUGGGUAGCUCGAACCUUGUGUCAGGGGCUUGUGUGGCUAAUAAGAAAGGUGAUGCAAAUAGAAAUAGCCCAGAAGUACUUAAGAGAGCACUGUUCUGAUACUCUAUCCCUUUGAAGGACCUUUGGUUUUAUCUGUGUGCCCUAAACUUUUGCUCAGUUUGUUUGUGUGGAACCUGGUCAGCUGUGAGCAUCCCCCCAGUGCCCCGACUAGCACGACCUCCGAGGGCAGCUGAGAACAGGCACUGCUUUAUUACAGUCCUCACUUUUCAUACAGGUGCCCCACGUGCUUCCCAAACCACAAUUCAUUCCAGCUCUGGCCGUGAGCACUAAUCUGUCCCAGAAGCGUGUAUUGUUUCAAUGUCAAUGUUGAAACAUGUGCUAGAGCACAUU
This is a messenger RNA of Aptenodytes forsteri (emperor penguin), 3232 nucleotides long. It is a transcript of the gene FZD4, whose product is annotated as frizzled class receptor 4. The record is from RefSeq and is a predicted model, not a curated record. The transcript has a single exon. Gene Ontology annotation, biological process: canonical Wnt signaling pathway; non-canonical Wnt signaling pathway; retina vasculature morphogenesis in camera-type eye. Gene Ontology annotation, cellular component: plasma membrane. NCBI's taxonomy places the organism in Eukaryota, Metazoa, Chordata, Aves, Sphenisciformes, Spheniscidae. Bases 27 to 1328 code for a protein of 433 amino acids. Gene Ontology annotation, molecular function: Wnt receptor activity; Wnt-protein binding.